AUGGCGUCCCGCAAGCGCGCUCGCACCUCCUCCUCGUCCUCCUCUGGCGUCACCGUCGUGCUCGCGGGCAGCCCCUUGGGGUCCAAGAUGGCCGCCUUCUGGCGCGCCGGCGACCUCACCGACGUGGUGGUCACUGUCGAGGGCCGCUCCUUCCCUGCCCACCGUCUCGUGCUCGCGGCCGGCGCCGAGUACUUCGAGAAGCUGUUCAAGUCGGAGUGCCGCGACCGCGAGGCCCCGACCAUCAAGGACGAGCUGCCCGCCGCCGCCUUCGAGCCCCUCCUCGCCUUCCUCUACGAGGGCUCGGUCGCCGUGGCCGAGGAGCUGAUCACGCCGCUGCUGCACGCGGCGGACUACCUGGGCGUCGAGCCGCUCAAGGAGGCGGCGGCGGGCGCGCUGGUCGCGCGCCUCGCGCCAUCCAACGCGCUCGCCACGUGGGCGCUCGCCGAGCGCCUCUCGCUGCCGAGUCUGGCCGAGGCGGCCAAGCAGAACAAAGAAGAGGCGACGGGAGGAACCGGCGGAGGAUGCAGUGACGACGACGGCUUGUGCGUGCUCUGCUACGCGCAGCCUCGCGUGCUCCGCUAUCGCCCGUGCGGCCACUGCGUGGCGUGCGAGCGCUGCGCCAUCCGGCACGUGCUCGCACAGCUUCAGGCGGGCGAACUGCGGCCGCGCUGCUCGCACGGCUGCGGCGCGGAGAUUGUGGACGUCUUGCGGGUCGAGCGGGCCGACCCGCCGAUCUUUGAGCGCGACGAGGGCAACGCAAGCUGUCAGCCGGGCGCGCACAGCCUCGAGGCCUUCCUCGAGCGCGCGGCGCAGAAGGUCCUCCGCUGCAGCGUGGCGCAGGACGCGAGCCAGGCGUGGCUGCGCCUGCGCGAGGCGGCCGGCGCGCGGCGGCAGCUCGCCUUCUUCGAGGCGGUCGAGGCGGGCGACCUCGACGGCUGCGUCGCGCUGCGUCGCGCGGGCGCGUCGGUGGCGCAGCUGCUCCGCGAGCGCGGCGCCGACCUGGCCGCCGCCGAUCUGGACGGCCGCACUGCGCUGCACUUCGCAAGCGUCAACGGGCACCUCGAGGCGGGAUGCCUUACCCGCAAUGCCUCAGACAGCCCCGAGAGCGCAGCAUGCCUUGCCAGGGCAGUCGCUCGGUGGCUGGUUGGCGAGGGCGUCGCGGCGGACUCGCGCGAUGCGAUGGGCAGGCGAGCGCUCGAUGACACCGUGCCUUGUCGAUGA
Messenger RNA from Emiliania huxleyi CCMP1516, 1221 nucleotides. RefSeq lists its product as hypothetical. Lineage: Eukaryota; Haptophyta; Isochrysidales; Noelaerhabdaceae. The coding region runs from base 1 to 1221 and encodes 406 amino acids. Gene Ontology annotation, molecular function: protein binding. Gene Ontology annotation, cellular component: cytoplasm; ubiquitin ligase complex. The transcript has 4 exons. The record is from RefSeq and is a predicted model, not a curated record.